Anopheles stephensi (Asian malaria mosquito) is the source of this 3880-nucleotide messenger RNA. RefSeq lists its product as uncharacterized. The transcript is spliced from 11 exons. Gene Ontology annotation, cellular component: plasma membrane. Gene Ontology annotation, molecular function: protein binding. The record is from RefSeq and is a predicted model, not a curated record. The coding region runs from base 365 to 3319 and encodes 984 amino acids. Lineage: Eukaryota; Metazoa; Arthropoda; Insecta; Diptera; Culicidae.
CGGCACGGCACCACUCGGUACCAGUCGUUCGUUGUCUUUCGCUCGUUGCGGUCACCCGUUUACUCGCAGCGGGAUUAAAAUCGAGCUUCCCUCCUAUUUCGCGGCGUGCGUGCGUGCUGUGGUGCUGCUUCGCGUGUUUCUUGCACCACUCUCGGGGGUUGUGGUGCGUCAAAUGGCGAUAAAAAGAAUUUAGUGAAGAAAGUGAAACAAACCGGCCGAAGCUUUACGGUAGCAACCGGUGUCGUUGUUCAAGGAAGGAACGUAGCGACUGGCCAAUAAAUACAUUACUUCCGAAAAAAUAAAACACUGUGAGUGAGAAGAGUAAAACAAGCUUAAAAACCCACAAACAGACAAAGCUGAAACAAUGGUGAACAAACAAUACAACGUACAUAAUCCGAAGCUGCACAAAUCGAAGCCCGGCCCGGUGGGUGGUGGCGCCGGAAGUGGAAGCAGCGGACACAGUUCCCCGUCCCCGUUGCGCACUUGCUAUCCGAUCAUUUCCACGCGUCCGACCGGAUCCACCGACGAGGACGGGUUUUCCGUGGAAAGCGACAGCAAUAAUAUGUCCGAUCAUCAGUCGGUCAAGAGCGGUGGUAACGGGUAUGGUGGCCACCCACGCCAGCUGCCACCACCACCUCCACCACCGACCCAUCGGCAUCGUGGCACGCAAAGUACUCAGCCACACCAGCAACAGCAACAGCAACCGCAGAACAAUUUAAAUGUAAGCCGCCGUUCGGCUUCGGCGGAGCUGGUGCGCGGAGGCCCCGAGGAGGACGACGAUGGGCUGUACGGACGGAACAUUCAGUUCUACAGCGAGGGACGGGGAGUGGGCGAAACGGACGUGGUGGGUGAAAGUGGACAUAUCGGGGGACGGUUCGGUCACGGACACGGCGGCAAGGAGUUGACCAUCAGUGACAUUGGCCGAUUUCAGUACAUACUGCAGAUGGAUCGAGAAGUGGGCACUCCCUACAGUGGAUACACAGCGGCAUCGACAGACUGUGCCAACACGCUGCCCUCCUCACCAUCACCCACCUCCCUUGGAAGCAUCCACAACCGGCAAAGUUUCAACUUUUGGAAGGCCGGUUCCCAGACACCCCUGUCCACAUCGUCCUCCAGCAGUUCCUUCUUUCGGCCGAACCAGCGCUGCCUGCUGUACAAGAUACUCAAAGUGAUCUGGCGCUACAUAAAGUGGCCACUCGGGCUGCUGCUGAUAUGUGGUUUGCUCGGUCUGGUGGUAUACUUCCUGGUUGUGGAUCGUGACAUCAUGAGCAGUGGGUUGUUGGGCGAAGACGGUUACGAGGUGGACGAGAAUUUGUCGAUCGAUUUUAACGAUUUCACCAGCACGAACGAUCUGCACUUCGAUCAUCGCUUUACCGGAGGCACCUCCAAAGAGCCCAAGGCCAAGGACUCGCAGGGUUCGGGCCGCACGGUGGACACCAAAUUUUCGUUCGGUCUGGACAACGAUCUGCUGGCGGUGUUCGGUACGCACGCCAAGAAACCUUCCUUCGAGUGGCCUACGACGGCAUCGACGACCACCGAGCCCGGAUCGUCGGAACGUCAGCGUACGGAGAGUGCCAGCGAGGAGCUGCCCGCGCUGGUGGUCAAAGUAACCGAUGCACCGAUUCGCAAAACCAGCACAAUCUCGUUGAAAGACUACACCAAGGCACGCGUCGUGUUUGACGAUGAAGAUUUCCUCGAUGCGGACGAUGGACAAAGCCGUACGCAACCAGCGCCAGCGCAUCGGCCGGAGGGCACCACCCGGGCAUACGAGCCGGGCCACGCGGCCGACCCAGCAGCGGCAGCCAUUCAGGUGGGACCCCGGGACGGUCCGGUACGAGGGACGGAGGUGCGAGGGUUCACCUCCGGCCAUCAAAACAAUUUUGGCGUCCCGAUCGAGGAGGACGAGCGCCUGUUGCGCAAGCUGAACGACCAGCUAAUGCAACUGGAGCAUCUGAGAGAAAAAAAUGUAACAGUUCCGUCGGCCACCACCGAUUCCAGCCUCUACAGAACGAAGGUGUCCCCAACGCUACCGAUUCUGUCACGCUUUGAGAUCACUACCGAGGGAUUGAAGCGGUUUAACAUAUCUGAAGAAGGUAUUUGUCAGUCUACUUCACUUCCACUUUGCCGCGGAGUUCUACCAUAUGAUCUUACGGUGUCGACGAAUCGGCAACUGUCUGCGCUCGAGUACGACCACUUCCAGUAUCUGAUCAACUCCAAGUGUUCGGUGCGCGUCGCAGAAUUCGUGUGCCUGGUGCUGGAACCGGAAUGUCGCCCAACGCGCAUGGGAACGCUGGCGCCGUGCAAGCGCAUUUGCAAGUCUAUUUUGGAGCCCUGUGCCCAUAUCAUCGCAAGUUCGGAAGCCUUAACAGCAACCUUCGACUGUGAUAGCUACCCGGACUCGGACGAUCGAAACGUUUGCGAGGAUCCAACCCGUUUAGGGCAGUGCUAUGCGAACGAGUUCCAGUGUGGCAGCGAUUCUAGCUGUAUACCGCUGCAAUGGAAAUGCGACAACAUUAAGGACUGUCACGGUGGGGAGGACGAGUCCGACUGCAAGCAGUGCGAGCGGGACGAAUACCGAUGCAUGUCGAAUGACAAAUGCAUCCCGGAUAAGUGGCGCUGCGAUCAGUACGAAGAUUGCCCGGAUGCAUCGGACGAGUUGGAUUGCUACUACGACGAGCCGACCACCUUCCCGACGGCCUACGGUAGCCAACGGGAGUAUCCUUUCGUGCAAGUACAGGUUCCCAACAGUCCGAACGGCCGCCCCUACAUUACGAUCACCAAUGAGGAUCGAUCCCAAUCGGAAGGUCACCGUAACUCUCAGGAAAGUGCCAUCCCUACUGGCGCUCGUGAGUAUGCCAACUAUGGCACCUCGGAGGAAGACGAAGAAGGUGACAAGUAUGAGCCGACGGCAGCCGAAAAUGCUCCCUUCAUCAAUCGACACCGUAAUCGUACUACGAACGAGGAUCAGCCAUCUACUACUGCUGCUGGUGAUGCCGAUGCGACGACCACUACCGUGCGAUCGAGCGAGAAAAAGAUCGAGGAUCAAACAGAAGCCGAAACGAGCCGGACAAUAUCGGUGCCCAAGUCGUUAGUGAACUUCCAGGACAGCAAGGAAAUCAUGAUGACGUCAGACUCGGAGAAUGAUUUCAAGAUCAGCAGCACUAGCAGGGAUUUUCUAACGACGGCCCACGUGUCCCCAUGUCCGGAGGGAGAGCUGCGUUGUGUCAGUGGUAUCUGCAUAUCCGUCAGCCAGCUGUGUGAUAGGGUCGCAGAUUGUGCCGAUGGAGCUGAUGAGGCAGGAUGCAGCUACAAGGAAUAGAAAAAAAACGGCAGCAAACAGUGAUGUGUGUGUGUAUGACUUUUUUUUGUGUGUUUGGGUUGGAGCCAGCGAUUCACGGAUAUCGUUAAUCAUACACACUGUUGCUUGAUUUUUAUAUUGUUGAUUUGUGUUAAAAGAGCGCAUCAUUCGGAUCUUAUCAUUUAUAAACGACUGCGAGGAACGGCUGACUCCAGCAGCAGCAGCAGCAGCAGCAGCAGCAGCAAAAGGGUAUUAAUAUUCAUUCUAUACGGUGAAGAACCUGUGUUCGAAAGGCUUGCAUCGUGUGGUACGACGCCACACAGGAAUCGACGUUCAUCAGAGCUGCCUGUUACCAUCAUUAUACGAUAAGAUUGUUUUUAAAACCAGUGUAAAGUAAGAUUGUUGUCAUCCCCGUAUGUUCAUUGCAAUCGUCAUUGUGUUAGGCAUUAGGAAAACGUUUCAUUCAAACACCCUUUGCGCUUUGUACAUAGAAGGCACCUCUUGACACUCAUUAUUAACGCUCUCAAACAUCUUUUGUAAAUGUUUUAUCAUUAUCGGAUAAUAAAGACAGUGAAAUGAAAA